CAACAACGCUGCUGUUUGCUAUGGCAUGCAGCUAGUCGGUCAUGUCUCGCCCAACCCCCGCCACCCCCGCCGCUUCCGGCGCCCUACAAAGGUCUCUUGCCCCGAAGCACGGCCCCCAGCUGUCCAGCACCGCCCUCUAUGUCCGCAAUCUGCGCCUGCUCGACUUCGACCUGCGCGACGACUGGCCCGGCAUCACCGUCGCAACCUUCUCCACCAAGGACGCCCAGCAGAACCAAAAGCACAGGACUACCGCCGUCGAGUGGUCGCUGUACCGCCUCUUCGAGUUAUGGGAUCCUCAAGAGACUCGCGAGGUGCGCCAGACGAAGCUCCUGCACGCACGCACCUUGACUCCUGUGUUAACAUACGCGUAGAAGCUGCAACCCUUCUUCCCGCCCCUCGAGCCCCUGCAGUCGCUGAAUCUCCGCGCCGCCCUCUAUCGCUCCCUCAAUGAGCUCAAGAAGCACGGUGUCCUCGGGCGCGAGACCGUCCUGCGCAAGACGAUGCUGGACGAGUGCAAAGGCGACAAGUUCAUGGAGAUUCUGGUCGUCUUCUCGGCCGCUGUCCUCCGCAAAGCCACUCUGGCACGCAAGCCGACAAAACAACAUGCGCCUAUCGCCAAGCGAUUGGCUACCGCAGAGAGUCUACCCUUGCAUGACCAGGCGUCCCUACUACCGCUUGCGUUGGCGCACAAGGCAGCUCUUAUGAAUGUGCUGAGGAAGAAGGAGGAGCAGAGAGCACAAUACAGGCAUUUUGCCCUGCUGCUUGAGACGAAGAGCGAGGAGGCCGUCGCACGUAAUGAGCAAUGUGGAAUGGCCUUGGAGGGCAUAGAAAACUCCGGAAAGGAUUUGCCAGAUGCGACCGCAGUAAAGAAGACGCUACAUGACAACUGGCUUGGCAACCCCGAAUGGCUGGAAGUCAUGAUUCAUGGAGAUCAGGAGGAGGCGGAACAUGGCAUGUUCCAGCUGCCCUUCGAAGAGCUCUUGAAGAAUAUACAGCAACAUCAAGACGUGGAAGGGGAGCAAGGGCGGCAAAAGAGCUUGUUGCAAGACUUGGAGGCGAGGGUCAAUGGGCAGGAGGAGAGGUUGUCCCGGUGGAAGGCCUUCCACUCAAGGAUGAACUGGGAUAAAGCGUCAAGACCGGAAGAAUCGGAACAAGCUGCGCCACCAGCUAUGUCGGCUCCUGGGACUUUUAAUUUCGACAAACACCAGGAUCUUCGAAUCGGUGCAACAAAGCCAUCUCGCGAUGCAGCAGAGGCUGAGCGCAGAUCCAGCGCUUCCAAACUGUCUCGGGAAUACAACUCUAUCCUGGGAGAGAUGCGUGAACUGUUGGACGCUGCAAAUAAGGCUCAGGGGAAACGCCCGCCUCCAAACAUGCCGAAGGCUAAGCCAUCUGCAUCCAGCAUUCCAAAGAAACCAUUUGCUAGACCUCCCAGGACAAAAACGCAAUCAGUGCGUGAGCCAGAACCAGAGCCAAAGCGGGAAGCCUCUCCGGAACAGGCGCCUUCAUCCCGCCCAGCCCUUGGAAGACCCGUAUCUCCAGAUUGGUUCUCCCCGCUUGGGAAAUCGGCCAAGGAGACGCAACAAGAGAGCGAAGAACCCCAGACGUCUAGUCCGCGGGAAGAGACUGCGACAGGAACUACUGACGACGAGCAAGACAUUCUGGAUUACCUUUCAGACCGUGCACAUGUCAGUCCCACCUCCAUGAAAGAGCCAAUCGGCUCCGAGGAGGGGAAUGAGGAGCAAGGCAUUACACAACCAUCAUCGCACGUGGAUCCUCCGUCGUCUAGGUCGCCAUCGCCUAUCGACAUGGAAGAGCGUCUUGCUGAACAAAUCAUAUCCUCCAUUGACGACGCCACGCCUUCUCCCAUGAAGCGCUUUGACUUUGACCCCAGGCCCUCUCUCACGGAGCGCACGCGCCUAACCAUGGGCGACGGCAAAUCACCGCGGAAGCAAGCGUCGCUGGAACGGCGAAGCCCCCUCCCAGAAGAAGUGCCCACGCCCAACGACCCCGAAAACGAGCGACGCGCCGCGCUGCUCGCGCGCACCAUGGCGACCAUGUCGGCGCUCAGCGAGCGGCCGCCGGCGCCCGCCCCAGCGCCUUCGACGACCAAGCUCAAGAGCAGGAAGUCGAUCAGCCGCAGCAAGCGGCAGUCGGUGUACCCGGACAAAUGGGGCGACUCGCCGCUGCAGCAGGACAAGCGGCGCACGAGCACGUUUUGGGACCAGGCGGACGAGCAGCGCGAGGUCAGUCCUGCGGAACAGUUGUUGUCGCUAGGGGACCAGGCGGGGACGGAUGCGGCGAGCGUGUUUAAGAGCAGGCCGAGGAUCGCGCUUAGUCCGACUUUUAACGGGGCGGGGGAUGGGAGUGGAAAUGGGGAUGGUGGGGAGGGAGACGGGGGUGGGGACGAGGCGUUUGAGGGCAUCAGUGAGAUUGGCGAGGAGACGCUGGGGGACGUGAUGGGCGAUUCGCCGUCGCGGGGGAGGUGAUGAGACGAGUUGGGUUAAGAUGAGAUGGGGUUCAUGUUGAUGAUGGUGGUGUGUGUGCGGAGCUGCCCGCCAGGCCGCUGCUGCUGCAAUCAAUUCCGUUCCGUUGCGUGUGCACGCACUUGCCAAUACCAAUCCCCCUAUCUUGCACGAC
Molecule: messenger RNA, 2637 nt
Organism: Aplosporella prunicola CBS 121167
Lineage: Eukaryota; Fungi; Ascomycota; Dothideomycetes; Botryosphaeriales; Aplosporellaceae
Exons: 1
Coding region: 501-2486 (661 amino acids)
Source: RefSeq, a predicted model, not a curated record